AUGAAAUCGUUACCUAUUAAUAAAUAUAUUAGUUUUAUUAUUCUUGUUAUUAUUGGCAAUUAUCAACAUGCUAUAUCGACUGCAUUAUCGUCUGGAAACAUAGUUUCAUUCUACAAUGCAAAUGAUAAAGUAGUCGUUCUUAAUAGUCAAAAUUUUUCUCAAACAGUUUAUCAAUCGGAAACAGCAUGGCUCAUUGAAUUUUAUGCAAGUUGGUGUGGUCAUUGUCAAUCUUAUGCUAAUACUUAUCGAGAAAUAGCUAUUGACACUUGGAGUAGUCGUAUUACAUUCGAAGAACUUUAUGCACGCAUUCCAUCAACAGUUCAAAUGCUUUUAGUGAUUGCAGAAAAACGAGAUGAUUUUACUGGUCGACAAGUAAUGCUUGACUUUUCUAAAUAUCGUGAUCAAAUAGCUAUUUUUCGAACGACUACAGAUGGAAAAUUAUGGCGUAAAUUUAAUAUUACCAUGACAGAUGUACCUGCUUUAUUUGUUAUCCUUCGAAAUCGAACUUUUGAACGAAUUAAUAUUGGGCGAAAUAGCAGUAAUAAUAUUGAUUAUCGAGAUUUAUUUAAUAAUGCUAUUCGAUUAUACAUUAAUAAAACAAAAUACAUUGAGAAUUUUGAUGAUCGUGACUUCGAAGAAGUUAUUCUUAGUAAAAAUGCACUUAAAAAUACUGAAACAAAACAAAAACUUGCUCAAAACAAAAACGUAACAGAUGAAAUUCUUGAUAAAAAUACAAUUUAUCGUAAAGUAAAUAUGAUUGAUCUUGAAUUGGCUUUGUCUUAUAUGUUUCGAGAAGAAGUACCUCAAACGAAAGAAAUUCACGGUGAAGCAUAUGAUGCGCUGGUUCAAUGGUUGACUGUACUUACUAAGUAUUUUCCUGGUCGUGAACCAGUUAUGGCUUAUUUUAAACAAUUAUUGUUAAAAGUCAAUGAACAAUCUAAUGGAUUUAGUGGAAAUCAAUUUCGAAAGAUAAUUGAUAUAAAAACAUCGAAUGCUUAUUUACCAAAUGAUCAUGUUCAAUAUCAACAUUGUGCAGGAUCUGCACCACAAUAUCGUGGUUAUCCAUGUGCACUUUGGCUUCUUUUUCAUACUCUUACGGUUUCACAAUAUCAAACAGCACCAAAACAAAUCAAUGUUAUUGAAAUUCCAUUAGCUAUAAAAAAUUAUAUAAAACAUUUUUUUGGUUGUCGACAAUGUAGUAUUAAUUUCAUGAAAGAAACUAUUAAUAUAACUCAACUUAACUCACAAAAUAAACGUGAAGCAAUUAUUUAUCUUUGGAAAAUUCAUAAUCGUGUUAAUAAACGUUUACGUGGUAAGGUAACGGAAGAUCCUCAAUAUCCAAAAGUUCAAUUUCCAAGUAAAAAGCUCUGCGCAACAUGUCAAUCAAUGAAUAAGGAUAACACGUCUAAUGAAUAUAUCAUGUCAAAAACAAUUGAUUUUCUUGUUGAAUAUUAUUCAAAAGAAAAUAUGGAUACAUCAUUAAUAUUGAACAAAUCUUAUAAUAAUGAAAAGCUAUUAACUCGACAAGAACGUUUAGUUUCAAGUAUAAAAUAUAAAACUGAAAUAAAAGAACAUACUGGAUUAGUUAAAUAUAUUAUUACAUUGAUACAACAUUUUUCGUUGUAUAUUUUUGUUGCUGUUAUUAUUAUUCUUGUUCUAUUUCGUCGUCGAUAUUGUAGAGUAAAAACAAAACGUUAUCUAGUUUAA
Molecule: messenger RNA, 1707 nt
Organism: Rotaria sp. Silwood1
Lineage: Eukaryota; Metazoa; Rotifera; Eurotatoria; Philodinida; Philodinidae
Source: the annotation of a GenBank genome assembly